Molecule: messenger RNA, 985 nt
Organism: Drosophila pseudoobscura
Lineage: Eukaryota; Metazoa; Arthropoda; Insecta; Diptera; Drosophilidae
Gene: GstO1
Product: Glutathione S transferase O1
Exons: 4
Coding region: 120-881 (253 amino acids)
Biological process (GO): glutathione metabolic process
Cellular component (GO): cytoplasm
Molecular function (GO): glutathione dehydrogenase (ascorbate) activity; glutathione transferase activity
Source: RefSeq, a predicted model, not a curated record
CAGUACCAGGGCUGUGCACAUCAAACUAUCUUCGCUCUAAAAGUCAUAUAUUCGAUAGCCACCCUCCGAUAAUAUUAUCAGAAACGAAACAGAAAACAGCUAAAAAUUAAACUGGAAAAAUGAGCGACACUGAACAUCUUACUACUGGCUCCACCAAGCCCAUCUUUCCAGACGAUGGUGUGCUGCGCUUGUACUCGAUGCGUUUUUGUCCCUAUGCACACCGCGUGCACCUCGUUCUUGAUGCAAAGAACAUACCGCAUCACAACAUCUAUAUUAAUCUGCAAGCUAAGCCCGACUGGUUUACCAAGAUGAGCAGCACCGCCAAGGUGCCGGCACUGGAAGUCGUCAAGGAAGGCGAGAAUACUGUGCUAAUUGAAUCUCUAGUCAUUUGCGAUUACUUGGAUGAGAUGUAUCCGGAAGUACCGCUCUACCCAACAGACCCGUUGAAGAAGGCCCAGGACAAGAUACUCGUUCAGCGUUUUGGGCAUUUCAUUACAUCCCUUUACAAGAUGUUGCUCGACGACAAGCGCGAACUGGACCUGACCGACUUGAUCACCGACUUGGAAAUUUACGAGAAUGAGCUAAAGCAGCGAGGAAGCAAAUUCUUUGGCGGCUCCAAGCCGGGAAUGCUAGACUACAUGAUUUGGCCUUGGUGCGAGCGCUUUGCUGCUCUGAAACUUGGCGACGGCACUCAAGCUGAGUUGGAUCCACAGCGCUUUUUGACACUACUCCAAUGGCGCGACUUGAUGCUCCAGGAUAAGGCCGUGAAAAUUUUCUAUCUGGAUGGGGAGACUCAUGACAAAUAUAUGAACUCCCGUAAAGCUGGCAGUGCAGAUUACAACAUGCUAUACCAUGCCGCCAAGCGUACAAGACGGGAGUAACACUUCAUAAAAUUUAGUUGUUUUUUUUUCUUUUAACUUCGCUGGCUCGAUCAUUCAGAUAUUUAAAAUAUUGUGGAAAAUCAAAUUAAAAUAUUAAAACUCAA